CAAAAUGUACAGUCAAAAUGUCAAUUCAAUUUGUCAAAUUCAUUUGCUUUGCUUUUUGAUUACCCAGUGAACCGUCUUUAUUAAGUUUGUGAUUGUUUGUUUUAAAAAAGAGUUAUGAUGGCUGAAGACACGACAGCCGACGCGACAAGACGCUUGAAUGUUAAAAAACAAACAUUAGACGACGCUUACGCGGCGCCGGCGAACUUCUUGGAGAUCGACGUGGUGAACCCCGUAACGAUGGGAGUCGGUAAAAAACGCUAUACCGAUUACGAAGUUCGCAUGAGGACCAAUCUGCCAGUGUUCAAAGUGAAAGAGUCCAGUGUGAGACGGCGGUACAGUGAUUUUGAAUGGCUCAGAAACGAAUUGGAGAGAGAUAGUAAGAUAGUAGUACCCCCCCUGCCUGGUAAAGCGUUAAAGAGACAACUUCCCUUUAGAGGGGAUGAUGGCAUCUUCGAAGAAGAAUUCAUUGAAGACCGUAGAAAAGGACUGGAAGUGUUCAUAAACAAAAUCGCCGGGCACCCCCUAGCACAGAACGAGCGGUGUCUGCACAUGUUCCUGCAGGACCCCACCAUCGACAAGAGCUAUGUGCCCGGCAAGAUACGGAACACAUAACCCCUGCGGGCCGUUUACGCGCGCGCGCUUUUCAGUAGGCAUGGGUAAUAUCACGUGUAUGGCGCAUUCUCAUUGGUCGAUAAAUCGCAGGUGGGGAAUCCCCGUAGUAGGAAGCCCCUGCGGGCGGGGUAAUGACUAGAUAAAUUAGAUGGUUGAUACAGUGUUGUGCAUAUAGUGGUACCAGGAUAAUCAUUAAGCAAGUCAUUGUUGUAAAAUAGAAAAUCUUUCUUUAGUAAAAGUUUGUGAAAAAAAAAGUGUAUGGUAGGCAGUACUUAAUCUUUUCUAUGAUAUCCGGAUAUAUAAAUUUGUUUUUACGUUAUAAACUCUACGAUAUACAAAUAUACAACCCUUAAUACAUGCAUUAAAUCACUGCCUGCCAUAAAUUUUCUAAUAACUUAUAUUGGAGAUUUUUUUAACACACACUUGCUUAAUAUACCAUGUGCACGUCAGUGAUGCGGGGGAAUCCCCGCAUCUGGGAAAGUGAUUAAUGAAUUUAGCCGGUCGAUACUGCAUUGUGGAACUCUCCGCUUUGGUAACGUCUUAUGAAAUUCACCUGACGAUUUCACGCAUGCUGGCAUGCGUAUUACAAAUCUCCCAUCGACCGACCUCUCCACCAAUGAAAAUGCGCUGUCAUACUGUCAAAUAUAUACUAUAUCGUAUGUGUGGGUUUUUUGAAUAUCUGAUAUUGAAUCGAUAUAUUUCAAUAUCUAUUUAUUGGUGGAAAUCUAUGGUACUUUCAAACGAAUACGGUACUGAUGUUUUAAUGUAAGUUUUCGUUUAAAUACAUCCGCGUUAGCUGUAAUUUUAAGUGGACAACAAAACUGAUUUUCAACGUUACGUUGUUUUUUUAAUUAUAUAAAGACUAAUCUACUUCUUGUGUUAUAAUGCAUACAAUCUUUUUGUUACUUUUAGUGUAAAAUUUAUUUUCAAAUUGUUAAGAAAAUAAUAAAAACACACUAACACUAAGUAAAGACAAUCUCAUUCUAUUGUGUUUUUUUUUAAUGUAUGUUAUCGCACUUGUAUUUUUUAUAUUUUUUUGUGAAAGGAUUGUUUACGUUAUAAGACAAGUUAGAAAAAAAUGGAGUGUACUUUUUUGUCUUAAGUGUGGGCUCAGAGCUGCCAUUACAUUUUACUUAAGACUAUAAGGUCUUGAUAAAGGUUUGCAUAAAAGUUGUACAUUGUAAAGUAAAAGCUUCUAUGGAUGCUCCGAUGUUGGAGCGAAACGUGUGUAGACAAUACAACGUGUAAAUGAAAACCGAAAUGUUACUUCACACGACGUUAUUUACUUAUCUGACUUAUCUGUGAAACCGAAAAGCUAAUAUAUUUUGCCGUAGUUUUUACCGAAAGAAAUCAGAUACAGCUCUAACGUCACAUGCAAAAUUUUAAUCAAGCGACUCCUGUCAUUUUAUUAAGUACGCUUCGCGUAACGUAGGUGCUAUGCGCGUGUCGGUCUUUUAUCUUCAACAGUGUUUUCAUAAUUAAACACU
Molecule: messenger RNA, 2099 nt
Organism: Pararge aegeria (speckled wood butterfly)
Lineage: Eukaryota; Metazoa; Arthropoda; Insecta; Lepidoptera; Nymphalidae
Gene: Snx3
Product: sorting nexin-12
Exons: 4
Coding region: 115-612 (165 amino acids)
Biological process (GO): late endosome to Golgi transport; endocytic recycling
Cellular component (GO): retromer complex; early endosome membrane
Molecular function (GO): phosphatidylinositol-3-phosphate binding
Source: RefSeq, a predicted model, not a curated record